AAAGACGCAGUCAACCGCCAAACUCCGCAGUUUCACUCAAUCAUGCGACUUGGCCGGACGAGCAUCUACAAUCCAUUCACCCAAGGUUUCCACCCACGCAAAGUUCUCUUCAAGGGGAGCUCCCCUGGACGGCCGAGGUGUCCCGCUCCUACACCGAGAGAUUCCAGAAAAGCACCACAAACGAGUCAACGUCGAUAUAUCUCUUGGGGCUUCGUUUGCGGACCGUCGUGGCAUUCCCAUCAGCAUGGAGGAUGUUCCCGUCCUGGGCUCUUCUCAAGCCCUUUCAUCACCACCUAAACUGCCACGCAGUACUCCCCUUCCACCCACGAGAUAUGGCGUCGUUGUCUUCCCUGGAUUCCAGGCACUUGGUAGGUUGAGAGAUUGAUCUGUUGGGAUCCCAACGAGGAUGUGACGCUGUUGCUUGCCCUCUGACCCUCGAGCUGCACCAGAGGUCUUCGGGCCCCUUAGUACCUUGAACGUCCUCUCUCGAGACUACAGCAUGGAGCUUGCUGUGAUGGCCGAGUCAUUGACGCCAGUGUCCACAAACCCAGAACAACCAAGUACCUUUGUGUCGUCUUCAUUCGGACAGGAGAUUGUUCCGACCCACACCUUUACAAAUCCACCCGAAGUUGAAGUGCUGAUCAUUCCUGGAGGAUAUGGGACUCGCAAUAAAGAGAAAAUGGCUCCUGUCGAAUCGUACAUUCGAUCCGUAUUCUUUGAUCUGAAGUACGCGAUCACCAUCUGCACAGGGUCUGCUGUUCUCGCAGGCAUGGGCCUCCUGGACCAUCGGCGAGCGACGACCAACAAAUGUACUUGGUCCUUGGUAACACCGCUCGGGCCAAAGGUCAACUGGGUACGAAAGGCCCGAUGGGUUGUUGACGACACCCCCGGAGUCACGCCAGUGUGGAGUUCUUCGGGGGUCUCUGCCGGCAUUGAUGUCACGUUUGCCUUCAUCCAGACAUUGUAUGGUGCAGGGACAGCAGAGUCGGUUGCAAAUGUCAUGGAAUAUGACAGACAUUUGGAUGAUAAAUGGGAUCCAUUUGCUGGCGUUUGGGGGGUUUCCACGGGAGAUCUUGAUUGAAGAACAACAUUGAACUACCCCAGCGACUCAGGCUAUUAUCAUUGAUCCUAUUCUCAAUGUUGGAAUCAGUAUGGAUCUUGCGACGGGUUGUGGGCUCUUGACUAUACCUCCUUCAGUCAAUAUGGCGGGUACUGUAUUAUGAACCAACGUCGCCGUCUAGAUUUUGUAUGUCGAGCAGAAGCUGAGGGGUUUGGGGCUCUUUUGUCUCGAAGUCUUUUUCGUUCUCACGUCAAGGCGCACUUUUCGGCGAUCCUUCGCGACGCCUCGAGCACUUGACACUGCAGGCACUUCACCAGUAGUCGUGCUGCGCCACGCCGAGGUCUCCUUGGGGUGCGCCCCGCUGGGCAUCUGUGAAGAGAGAAGGAUUGAAGCGUGACUGGCCAUUGCCUGUGGGGACUGCAGGUUGUUGACCGCUAUGGAGCAGCUUCAUAGUACUAUACAAGCAGAGGACCACCCGAUGUUAAGUUAUAUUCUACAACCAAGAUGGCCAUCGCAACGUGGUCCAAACAAGAGCCCUGAAAAAGCCUUUCAGGGGAGGUGACACUUGGAAGGGGUAGAACAAUUGUUAAAGAUUGUGGAGUCUCAGUGAG
This is a messenger RNA of Exophiala oligosperma, 1671 nucleotides long. RefSeq lists its product as hypothetical. The coding region runs from base 500 to 1081 and encodes 193 amino acids. The record is from RefSeq and is a predicted model, not a curated record. NCBI's taxonomy places the organism in Eukaryota, Fungi, Ascomycota, Eurotiomycetes, Chaetothyriales, Herpotrichiellaceae. The transcript has 2 exons.